AUGCCGGACGAGCAACGCGCAGCGCUGGAUGGGCACGGGAUCGUGGUGGUGGUGGUGUUUGCGAUUGUGUCGUUCCUAUGCAUUUUUCCCGUGUAUAUCCCGUUGCCGAUGGUGGUGAGUAGGCCGCUGCGCCGCCUUGCACUGCGCAUGUACACUGCGCUCGAUAUCCCCAGGGCGGACGAAGGGAAGCGCGACCCGCUCGACCAGGCGUCGGUCGGUGGCGAAAAGGGGGCUAGCAGCGCGACAAGCGUCUCGGACGAUCUAGGAAGCGAGCCUGCGCCGAGCGUGUCGACCGCUGACAACAAACGCAUCUGGCUCCCGCUGACGCACACGACGGCGCCCGUCAUUGGCGUCCUUCUCCUGCUCGCCACCACGAGUAUCGGAGGCGCAGAGGUGCGCAAGGGUAUUGCAGGUGACUCGGCCGUGUACCCCUACGAUGUGCUUGCCUUGUUCCUGAGUCUCGCGUACAUUGCCAUCUCGCUCGACACGACCGGCCUGCUUCGGUUCCUGGCGUGCCAUGUGUGCCAACGUGCCGCCUUUGACGGGCGUGUACUUUACAUUUUUCUUUAUCUUUUCUUGUGGAUUGCAGGUGUGGUGCUGGGCAACGAUCCUGUGAUUCUCAGCGGGACGGCCUUUCUUGUGUAUAUUACGCGCGUCGCCGGCAUCACGCCGCCCAGUGCCUGGAUCUGGGCGCAGUUUGUGGCCGCGAAUGUCGCCUCGGCCGUGCUCGUCUCGUCGAAUCCGACCAACCUUGUGAUUGCGAGCGGCUUUGAAGUGUCGUUUGUCGAGUACACUGCCUAUAUGGUGCUCCCCUCGUUCGUCGCGGCGAUCGUGGCACUGGCUACGCUCAUGGUCUACUUUCGCACUACGCGCCUUCCCAGCGACAAGGCGGAGCACAUUCCGAUGCAGCGUUUCACCACGGCGCUCGCGCGCUUGAACGGCAGCGUGACGGACGAUCGGCGAGUCUAUGUCUUUAUACCACACAAGAUCCACUCGCCCGAUAUCCAGCCGCGGCUGUUGCUCGCCGAUCCGUUUGGCGCCAUUUUUUGCUCGGUCGUGAUGCUCGCGGUGCUCGGCACGUUGAUCGGUACGAGCGUCAUGGGCGAGGUCAAAGUGUACCAAAUCGGUGUGCCCGGUGCAGUGCUGUGCUUUUUGCGCGACCUGAUUGCGGAUAUCGGGGCGUACCGCAAAAGCACUGCGCCCGCGACGCAGCAAGGGCCGGUGCGCCGCAUGGUCCGCAUCUUUCCCGCGACGUCGGCGACGCUGCGGCGCCUGCCGCUCGACCUUGUGCCGUUUGCGUUUGGCAUGUUUAUUCUUGUGCAAGGUCUCUCUCAUGUCGGUUUUGUCACGAUUAUGGCAAAAGGCGUCGUGCGCGUGUGUGCACACGGCGCGGCGGCCACGACAUUUUUCAUGUCGUUCCUGAGCAUGGUCCUGUGCAAUUUUGGCGGCACGAAUAUCGGCGCGACGAUUCUCCUGACCAAGGUCAUGCAGAACCCUGCGUUCACCGGCGCACUGGGUGAGGCACAGCGCGCGCUGGUCAUCAAGGCUGGCAUGUACUCGGUUGCGUUUGGCUCCAAUAUGGGCGCACUGGGCGGGACGUUUGCCGCGAGUCUUCCGGGCAAUUCCUUGUCUGGUGCCUCGUGA
This is a messenger RNA of Malassezia japonica, 1644 nucleotides long. RefSeq lists its product as uncharacterized. The coding region runs from base 1 to 1644 and encodes 547 amino acids. Gene Ontology annotation, biological process: transmembrane transport. Gene Ontology annotation, cellular component: membrane. The record is from RefSeq and is a predicted model, not a curated record. The transcript is spliced from 3 exons. NCBI's taxonomy places the organism in Eukaryota, Fungi, Basidiomycota, Malasseziomycetes, Malasseziales, Malasseziaceae.